AUGGACGUGAUUACAAAUCUAGUCAACACGUGUGAACAAUUGCCGGUGACAGCUGAAAUGGUCAAAGACUAUUCCAAAAAGGAUACACUUUUGGCAGAAGUGUACGAGUACACAACCUCAGGUUCGUGGCCAAAUAAUAUUGAUAAAAGCUCACAAAUCGUUUUUUUUCACAACCGGCGAGAUCAACUAUCCAUCGUAUCUGACUGUCUGAUGUUCAACGAUCGAAUCGUCAUCCCAGUAUCACUCAGAGCCCGUGUGCUCAAAAUGCUCCAUCGUGCUCACACUGGAAUGGUGAGAAUGAAACAGUUGGCUCGAACUCUUGUUUACUGGCCGUCAAUCGACAAAGACAUUGAGAACAUCGUCAGAAGCUGUGAUCAGUGUGCGGCAGUGUCGAAGAAUCCCAUCAAGAACACUUUAUGCUCUUGGCCUAUUUCCACAAAGCCAUGGCAACGUGUACACGUGGAUUACGCCGGACCUGUCGAAGGAACCUAUUAUCUAGUAGUUGUUGAUUCCUUCUCAAAAUGGCCAGAAAUUGUUCCAACCACAUCCAUUACAUCAGCGGCAACCAUCAACAUUUUGCGAAAGAUGUUUGCACAGUUCGGAGAUCCGGAGACACUGGUGACCGAUAAUGGAACACAAUUCACAUCUGCUCAAUUCCACGACUUCUGCAAAGACCGAGGAAUCCAACACACUCGGUCCCCGCCAUUCCAUCCACAAUCAAAUGGACAGGCAGAACGUUUUGUGGAUACCCUUAAAAGGGCAUUAGGCAAGUUAAAGGGGGAGGGAAAUACAGAUGCUUCCUCGUAUCUUUUCCUUCAGAGCUAUCGCUCUUCGCCUUGUACCGCCAGUCCAAAUGGCUCAUCACCCGCUGAGAACUUCAUUGGCCGGAAGAUCCGUACAUUCCUGGAUCAACUUCUCCCAACCGACCAACUUCCCAACUCGCACGACACAGAGAUGGAGAAGCAGUUCAACAACCAGCAUGGUGCACGUUGCCGCAACUUCAACGUGGGAGAUAAGGUUUAUGUUAAAGACUACCGUAGCAUAAAUACUACCACUUGGAUUCCAGGGACUAUUCAACGUCGGAUUGGGCGUACAAUGUACCGCGUCACUGUGGAAAACAACAACUUCUGGAUUAGACACACCAAUCAACUGCGCCGUCGUGACACUCCAACUUCGUUCGAUGUUCCACUCGACACUAUGGACACAAUGGACGCUAUCGAUUGGACACCGUUGUCAACAACCUGGCCCGACCGUUCACCACCGACUCCAGCGCCAAUACUUCCUGGAAGUCCCACAGCACCAUCUCCAAAACCCAUCCGGAAAUCUACACGUACCGUCAAACCACCACCAAAGUUCGUCAUGAAGCCGAAUAAGAAAUCGUAUCAUUAA
Molecule: messenger RNA, 1389 nt
Organism: Caenorhabditis briggsae
Lineage: Eukaryota; Metazoa; Nematoda; Chromadorea; Rhabditida; Rhabditidae
Exons: 1
Coding region: 1-1389 (462 amino acids)
Biological process (GO): DNA integration
Molecular function (GO): nucleic acid binding
Source: RefSeq, a predicted model, not a curated record